GGAAAGGGGGAGCUGGCACAAAACCCCUCCGUCACCAAGCCCACCACCAUGGCCCGGCCAUGGCUCCAUCUCUGCAUCUGCCUCCAGAUCCCAGGCUUUUAUACAACUCUACUUUUAACCCAAACUCCAGGGCAUAUUCUAACCCAAACUAACAAUCAAACUGAAAUCCUCUGUGAGCUGAAGAAGGAGCACACCGGGGUGUACUGGUACCGCUGGAGCCAGGAGAGGCAACAUUUCGAGUUCUUGUUGUUUUCCAACACACUGGGCAAAGCCACGUACGGCCCAAAUGUGAAGCAGGACAAGUUUAGUGUCCAUGAGGCGAGGUCCCAGGGCUCCUACAGCCUGCACAUCAGCCACCUGCAUCCCUCAGACAGUGGCACCUACUACUGCUCCGUCUCCCAGUCCUCCCAGCUCCUCCUGGGCAGUGGGACACAGCUCACAGUGGUGGACACUUUGCCUCCAAAAUCCACCCAGACACCGGUGUCCAAAAAGCCAGUGCCACGGAUAAUCAAAGGCAAAGCUGCCAGCAGGGAAGGUCCCUGCAGCCCCCUGGUCUGGAUCCCACUGGCCGCUGCUGUCCUGCUCCUCCUGCUGAGCCUGGUGCUCACCGCCUACCGUCUGUACCGUCUGCGGCGGAGGCUGUGGCUUCGCAUCCACGGGCAGUAAAUCCCAGUAAAUCCCAGUAAAUCCCAGUAAAUCCCAGUAAAUCCUGCUGCCCCCCUGCCUCAGA
Lonchura striata (white-rumped munia) is the source of this 730-nucleotide messenger RNA. RefSeq names its product CD8 subunit beta (gene CD8B). Gene Ontology annotation, molecular function: MHC class I protein binding; coreceptor activity. Lineage: Eukaryota; Metazoa; Chordata; Aves; Passeriformes; Estrildidae. The record is from RefSeq and is a predicted model, not a curated record. Gene Ontology annotation, cellular component: cell surface. Gene Ontology annotation, biological process: regulation of immune response.